AGCCGCUAGUUUGAUCAGAAAUAUCCGAAUAGUGAGAAGUUGGACUUUGAAUCAUUGGACUCCGUACAAGUUAUCUGUUUUAUUUUAAUUAAAUGUACUCGCGGAUCCAUUCAAAACAAUUAUAGGUGCAAUAAAGACAACACGGUCUCAGUGUGUACUCAAAAUCAGUGCAAUAAGUAACUUAAUUAGCCCACCUUCAAGAUUUUCAAUAUUUUCCAAGGUAGCACACUCAUUUUUCCCACAGAAUAAAUAUGUCGCGUUUAAUUUUAAAAAGUGGUGCUUCUUUCGCGCAAACGUUCCAAAAUUGUGGAUUUUUGUCCGUUAUUCCCCCAAAUUUCGGGGCCAAAAAUUUGAAAUUUCAAGAGCAGCGACGGUUUACGAGCGCUGGAGUGGUCGAGUCGCCUCUAGGACCAAGUAAGAAAAUCCCAAAUGAAAAUCUCGUCGAGUUUAUUUAUAAAAAUAACGAAAAAUGGAUCGAGGAACCUGCUACGACUUGUGGCAUUUCCGGGCGCAGCUACUCCUACGGAAUGCUCCGGAUGUUAAUCAACAGAUGUGCCCAAUCCCUAUUGGGCCACUGCGGAAUGAAACCGAGAGAAGUCGUGGGCUUGCUUUUACCAAACAUUCCUGAAUAUGCUGUAGUUUGUCAUGGUGCCAUCGAAGCCGGUCUUGUGGUCACUUUCGUCAAUCCUUUAUACACUCCUGAUGAAAUCAAACGUCAGUUUGAAAAUGCCGGAGUUAAAAUGAUUGUCACUGUGCCCCUUUUACUGGAAGUGGCAUUAACAAUAGCCCCCCAAUUGCAAGAGUAUCGAACUACGAUUUGCAUCGGAGGAGAAGAUGAUCUCGCGAAGAAUGUCAACUCCCUUCAGAGUUUGUUGAUGGCGGGACAUGAAGCGGAACUUCCAGGGAUUAAUCCCAGAGAGAUUGCUAUUUUGCCGUAUUCGAGUGGAACGACGGGAUUACCGAAGGGAGUGAUGCUCUCGCAUCAUAAUUUAGUGGCAAAUUUGGUGCAAGGAGAACAUCCAGCUUUGGAAGACUUGGAAACUAAAGAUGGUAAAAAACACACCGUGCUCACAGUCCUUCCCUUCUUCCACAUUUACGGCUUCAAUGGAAUUUUAAAUUUGUGUCUCAAACACGGCUCUCACAUCGUCACCAUUCCACGAUUCACUCCCGAGGAUUACCUCAAAACUCUCGUCAAAUACAAACCGAGUUUCAUUUUUGUUGUUCCUUCUCUACUCUUAUUCCUCGCCUCACAUCCUGCUGUAACCAAAGAACAUUUGAGUUCAAUUGAAGCCGUGCAAUCAGGAGCCGCUCCUUUGACUGAAGGUCUCUUACAAAAAUUCAGACAGAAAGUUGGAAGAGAUGAUAUUUUGAUAAGACAAGGUUACGGCAUGACGGAGAGUUCACCGGUUACUUUCUGUAUGCCUAAAUUGACACCACCGUCGAAAAUUGGGACGAUUGGACUUCCCUAUCCCGGAACGGAAGCAAAAAUUAUUAGCUUGUCAACGGGCGAACCAUUGGGGACACAUAAGUCGGGCGAAUUGCUAGUGAGGGGGCCACAGGUUAUGAUGGGGUACUUAAAUAACGAACAAGCCACUGCGGAAACUGUUGAUGAAGAAGGGUGGCUUCACACAGGGGAUGUGGCCUAUUACGAUGAAGAUUGUUACUUUUAUAUUGUAGAUAGAUGCAAGGAACUCAUCAAAGUCAAAGGCAAUCAAGUGUCACCCACCGAGCUUGAAAACCUCCUCCUGGAAAUGCCCGGAGUGGCGGAUUGCGCUGUUGUCGGUAUUCCUGACGCUUUGGCCGGUGAAGUGCCCCGAGCUUUCGUCGUUCGACAGCCAGGGAGCAGUCUCAGUGAAGACGACAUCCUGCUUUACAUAAACCCUAAAGUGGCCCAUUACAAAAAAAUCGCCGGCGGUGUUAAAUUCGUCGACUCGAUUCCUAGAAAUCCCAGUGGCAAAAUCUUAAGAAACGAACUUAAAAUAAACGCUUAAAAUAUUUGUAAGAGAAAAAACAAUAGAGAGUUUUAGCAAACACUUUAGUUUAACGUUAACCAUAACGACAACGACAUUUAAUUGUCGUGUGUACGUCUUUCAAGGGCAAAAGGCGUAUUCCGUCAAUUCAAAGACGUUUAUGUAAACGUCUUAUUUUUUUAUUUCUUAGCAAGGGCCAUUUGUCGUAAUACGUUAAACUUUUUUACGGUUAGUAAAAACUCUUUAUUAGCUUGUAAGUUUUAUUUUGUACAUAGUUUUAACGUGGAUUAUACUCUGUUUACAUUUUAUAAUACGGAAUUGUUUGUAAAUAUAUUUUUUGUUACGUA
Tribolium madens (black flour beetle) is the source of this 2317-nucleotide messenger RNA. RefSeq names its product probable 4-coumarate--CoA ligase 1. Lineage: Eukaryota; Metazoa; Arthropoda; Insecta; Coleoptera; Tenebrionidae. Gene Ontology annotation, molecular function: long-chain fatty acid-CoA ligase activity. The record is from RefSeq and is a predicted model, not a curated record. The coding region runs from base 252 to 1991 and encodes 579 amino acids. Gene Ontology annotation, biological process: fatty-acyl-CoA biosynthetic process; long-chain fatty acid metabolic process. The transcript has 6 exons.